Messenger RNA from Chara braunii, 2451 nucleotides. NCBI's taxonomy places the organism in Eukaryota, Viridiplantae, Streptophyta, Charophyceae, Charales, Characeae. The record is from the annotation of a GenBank genome assembly.
GACUGUUGGCGUCAUCGACUACUACUCGAGCUGGCUGCAGCCGACAAGCGAAGCUGUCAGGUCCUUACCGAGUCGAGUGGCGAUGAUGGGUCUGCGAAAGCUCUAGAAUCAAUCAAACCCUAAUAAACCCCGAAGCAGAGCGAAGGGAAGGUCUUCUAAAUGAGAUGGCUCACGGGUCGGAGACAAGUGAAGAUUUACCUGAGCUGGAAGAUGAAAGAGGGAAUAGAGCACCUGGGAAUUACUGGGAGCUGGGAGGUCGGGAUCGGGGUCGGGGGAUCUCAUCGUCAGGGACGACGUCGUCGUCGUAUCAAGGCGCCCGGGGAAGGGGGGGGGGCGGCUCAGUCGGGACUGGUGUCAGCACCGUUAUCAGCAACGUCAGUGGAAGGAGCAACAGCCACUUAGAUGGGGGAGAGAUGUCUUCUUCCUCCUCUCGUCAACAACAGCUGCACGAGCCUCCAGCGGGCAUGGUCACCAACCUCAGUAUGAAGCUGACACAUGGCGUCGUGGCUUGCAGUCUCGUGGGGCUCGUUUUCAUCGUUGUGAUUGCCAGCUCGUUGCCUGUUUACCUGUUUGUUGUGUGGCAGUUUGCUCCUUCGGUUGUAAAGACCACACAACCCCUGUACUUUGACUAUCGACUCCCGAGCCCGACUGCUACUGUGCCUCUCCUUCCGCCCGAUAAGCUUGCUUCCAGCCAGGCGGCAAAGUCGCCAACGCAUGGUCCAAGGCCAAUUCCUGUGGGUCAAAAAGUGAAUGUAUGGGUCUGCCUCAAGCUACCAGAUUCCUACACAAAUCGUGAACUUGGUGUAUUCCAGGUUACGGUUCAACUGUUGUCCUCACAUGAGGACGUGCUUGCACAAUCGACCCGGCCAUCCAUCAUGCGCUUCAGGUCACUGCCAGUGCGACUUGUGAGAUCAGCUCUGCUUCUCAUGCCUAUUGUCUGUGGGUUCAUUGAUGAUGAUCAGGACAUCAAGCUGCAUGUGAUCAAGGGGUAUGUGGAGCGGGAGGUUCCGGUGGCCAUGAUUCGUGUGAUGUUGGAUGCAAGGGCAGGAAUGUCUCUGAAAGAGGGCUUGCCAGAAGUGUAUGGAGCGGAUCUGAUAGUUGAUACCACUCCUCGCGGAGUUCGUGCCUUUGUCCAUCGAUGGAAGUUAACCAGUUUUGUGUGGGGAGCAUUUGGACUCCUUUUUGUUGAGAUCAUUGUGCUGCUUCGCUGUUGUCGAUGGGCACUUAUUCCAAAGAUUUGGUCAAAACGGGCAGACAAGCAAGAACCUUCACCUCCCACUGCUCAUGCAGUUCCAGUUUCAGAGCAUCGACCAAGGCCAUCAGCAACCCCCAGCACAUACGAGAGGGUAAGCCUGGACGAUAACGAGGAGAUGCGGGCAGAGGACGUGGAAGACGACAACAGCAGUUCUGAGUCGGAGUUUGAGUACGACGAUGAGCUAGCAAAGAUGCUGUUCGAGCAGCGACUCCUUAAUGACAUGGGUAGCAGGGAAGGAAACCUGCCAUGUCAAGAGGCAACAAGGAUGGAUGGCAGAUUGGAGAUCAGGCAAAGCGAGGGACGGGAGGACGAGGGCGCAGGAGGAGGAGAGGGAAGGGAGGACGAGGGUGCAGGAGGAGAGGAGGAGGAGAGAGAGGAGGAGGAGGAGGAGGAGGAAGGUGAUGAAGACGAAGAAGAGGAUGAGGAGGAAGAGGUUGCUCUCAAAGGUGAAAGAUGGGUAAAGAUAAAAGGCGGCUCCUCCUCCUUGAGGAAUGAACAGUCAUCGACUGCUGGUGAGGGCAGGGUCGCCACACAAGAUGGCUUCUCCGAGGCGAGCGAGGAGACCGAACAGGCUGUACAUCAUGAGCAACACGAUCAUCCGACAGAUGACGUGGGUCGUUCAUCACUGGGAAACGCUGUGGACGUUGCCGAAAGAGGAGCGAGUGAUGAUUCUGGUGCAAUCACAAGCAGCAGGAGUGAAGGAAGUAUUUCCUGUGGUGAUCCUUACUCUAUCGGAACACCGUCAAACCGCUCAACGGUGGAGAAGGGGAAGGGGCUGACCUCUGAUAACGAUAAUCCCAGUGAUGCACAUGUGGAAGAGGAGCAACUGUACCAUGGGUAUGAGGACGAGGGUCAUGUACAUCGUGAUGACAGGAAACGAGAACCCAAAGAACCAGGCCAAGCGGAGGAACAGAUGGAUAGAAUGUACACAGAGAGCGAACAACAUGACCAGAGUGCCCUCCUCGAACGUACGAAAGGGGGUCACAGCGAGCAAUUUGUCUCUGCCGCGGCCUCACAGAUAAGUGAAACCAGCUCUGAGGACAUGGAGUCAACAACUAGAGACCCUCCUGACAUGGUGGCUGUGACUGAGGAGGAGGGCGAGAUGGAUGCCCACGGUUAUCCAUUACGUGUACCUCAGCAGGGUCUAAGAAGAAGAAAGCUGUAGUUCCACUACUACUCUGCCAGCCAUCACCCUC